AUGUUUCCUGGUUUGUUAAAGUUUGAAAAAGGUUUUGCUGAAACUGAUAAAUUAUGGGAAAGUAACAGGAAAGAAAGUAAACAUAUGAGAAAUAUACGUGUUGCUAGAUUAUUAAAUGACAUAUUCAAAGAGAAUUACAAUGAUGAAAAGACGGUAAUUAAUUUAAUCACCCAUAAAGGUGUCAUUAAAUCAAUUCUUCAUGUUGUAAACCACGAAAAAAUUGAUAUUCAACCUGGUGAAAUGUUCAUGGUGAUUAUUAAAAGAGUAGAAUUUGGCAAAGUGAAAUAUUCAGCUAAAGCUGAUUGGAUAUAUUUCAAAGAAAUUUGUCCUGAGUAUCCAAAAAACUUACCAUCACAAGAUGAAAGUAUUUAUGAAACUGAUUAA
Messenger RNA from Insectozyma verbasci, 384 nucleotides. The record is from the annotation of a GenBank genome assembly. Lineage: Eukaryota; Fungi; Ascomycota; Pichiomycetes; Serinales; Debaryomycetaceae.